AUGUCAUUACCAUUAGCUUCAACAGCCGACUCUUCCAAACGUAGACACUCAGCAAAUACUGCUUCCAUUAGAGACACAACAGAAGCAAAGCCAGAAAUCCUGCGUGAAGAAGGGGAAACUGUGAUGAACAACCUACUUCCAUUAGUUUCAAUACAAGAACUAGCAGAAGUAUUUCCACCCAAAAUACUAAAAGCAUCAGAAACAAUCACAGCAGCAACAACAACAACAUCAACAAAAGCAGCAACAGCAGCUACAUCAACAGCAGAGACACCUUUGGUACUAGCAGCGGCUACAGAAUCAAUAGAAGCAGCACCAACUCCACCAAAAGUAGCAAAAACAUCAGGAACAGCUACAGUAACAACAACAAAUGCAGUAACAGCUCCAUCAACUGCAGAGCCAGCCAUAAUACCAGAAGGAAAAUCGAUAGCAAGAGCAACAGAACCAUUAUUAGCGACAGCAGAACCAUCCACAACAGCAGCAGAAUCAACUCCAAUAUUAAUAGACCCGGUACGGACAACUAAAAAACUUUAG
Schistocerca gregaria is the source of this 531-nucleotide messenger RNA. RefSeq names its product mucin-2-like. NCBI's taxonomy places the organism in Eukaryota, Metazoa, Arthropoda, Insecta, Orthoptera, Acrididae. The coding region runs from base 1 to 531 and encodes 176 amino acids. The transcript has a single exon. The record is from RefSeq and is a predicted model, not a curated record.